Molecule: messenger RNA, 7229 nt
Organism: Mya arenaria
Lineage: Eukaryota; Metazoa; Mollusca; Bivalvia; Myida; Myidae
Product: peroxisomal succinyl-coenzyme A thioesterase-like
Exons: 10
Coding region: 148-1521 (457 amino acids)
Biological process (GO): fatty acid metabolic process; acyl-CoA metabolic process
Molecular function (GO): fatty acyl-CoA hydrolase activity
Source: RefSeq, a predicted model, not a curated record
CUUGUAUCAGGACGAUGUACACACUUUUAUAUUGACUCAUUUAUAAUUAAUUUGUUGAUGGAAUGAUCAUUAUGGAAUGAUAACAGUUAUUGCAAAUACUAAAAUUCCAAUUAAGAUUAACAACCAGUACCAACUUGAACCGCCAGGAUGUUAAAAUCAGUGCGUCGACUAGCCGUGCUGAGCUCACACGUACAAAAUGUCAACCGGAAUAUGUGCUUAUCUGGCGCUACAGCAACGUCCGCCCGUGCGCCGAUCAUUUUCGUACAUCCGAAGUUCUGUUUGGUGGAUGAGAAGAUAACGAUUCGUCUGACGGGACUAGCGUCCAAUCAGAUUGUGACGUUUGUUGCUGAUGUCAGAGAGAACGGAAGUGUGUUCGAGUCGCGGUGCGUUUACCGAGCAGACGACAGCGGUGUCGUGGACAACUGCACGAGCGAGUCACUAGAUGGCACUUUUAAAGGCGUAGAACAGAUGGGCCUGUUCUGGAGUCUAAAAUCCGUGGGUGCGAGGGCAGCUAUGCGACUUGUGAAGAAAGACGUCACGCGGCCGAUGGAGUUCACUAUCCGUGUGUUCGACGGGAACCAGGCUGAAGCGCCGGAAGUCCUUUCUGACCCCCUCACUAAGACCGUGGUGCGCCGGACAUUUAUGGCACCACAUGUGAAACGUCUGCCCCUGAGGGAUGGCCGCUUUAGGGGAACGGUGUUUCUGCCAGAAGGCACGGGGCCAUUCCCGGCCCUGAUAGAUAUGUUUGGUGGCCUUGUGUCCCAGGUUGAGACGCGGGCUGCACUAUUGGCUUCUCACGGUUACGCUACACUAAGUCUCGCCUACUUGUACUCUGAGGGAUUACCGCAGAUGCUUAUGGACGUGGACAUCGACUACAUACAGGAGGCGUUUGAGUGGUUCUCACGGCUGGAGUACAUUGACGCCAACCGGCUUGGGGCCGUUGGGCUGUGUUUCGGAGGUUUCCUAGCCCUUACUCUGACAUCAAUCCUACCUCAGAUCAAAGCGGUCGUAAACAUCAACGGUAUAUCAAUUACUCCUGGUGAACAUUUUGGUAAAAUCGACAGUCUUGGAAAAGAAUGGCCGAAGAAGGAAGGAGUGGAGAUUACUGAGGAAGGACUCGACCUUACACCGGCGUAUGAAUGCAAAAAUCCCAGAGCUGUGCCUGCGUGGCAGCACGGGGCCAAGAUCCUAGUUGUAGUAGGGGAAGAUGAUAAGCAAGUCCAUCCCAAGUGGCACACGUUCUUCCAAGACAACAUACCUGCACAGUUCAAGGACAAUUUGCAGGUUAUACGUUACCCGGACACUGGCCAUCUUAUAGAACCACCACACAUGCCAUUCAUCCGAGCAAUAGAACCAGGCAGAAAACGUAUGAUGACCCUCGACUUCAUGCCAGAAGAGUUUAAAGAUGAGAAGGUCAUGUGUGGCGGCCACAUGGUGGCACACAGUCACGCCCAGGAAGACGCCUGGCGGAGAAUACUCGACUUCCUCAACAUGCACUUGGGCACUGGGUCAGGGAGUUGACAAACACAUGUGUUUAACAAAAUUGUUCAUGGUGCCAUAGUCUAGGGUUACUUUGCGAGGUAAUUUGUUCAAGUCAGACAUUCAAUGUUACAAUAAAUCCCGGUGUUGGCUGAACAUGCCGUUUCCGUAUUGAGAUGAGAGUAAUGCUUCAAAUUCCAUUUAGCAAAACAUGUAAUAAACAUUUUCUAAUAUACAAGAUUGUGUUUAUAAACUUUUAUAAAUAUUUAUUUAAUGUUUGUUGUUUUGUGGCGUUGGUCUUGAUUAUUGUGCCCCUAAACAAGGGAUAAGUUUCUUGGCUACAGGCUUGUUUCAGUAAUUUCAAUUGUUGUAUUAAAUAGAAUAGAAAAAAAGAUCAGAUGUUAUCGACGGUGAUUUGUAUAAAAAAAAAUUAUUUAGGUUUGUGAUCUUAAUCUGAGUUUUUUUGUACUUUUUCGAUUGAGAAUACCGGUAUUUGAAUUCAGGAAUCAUUAACAUGUAGAAUUUAAUCUGUUUAAUAAUAAUAUAUGCGUGCUAUGUAUAAUUAACUGUUUCAUGACUUGGCUGUUUAUGAUAUUUGUUAACGCAAUCUAUACGGAUGUAAACUGGGCAGAAUAUACCUAAAAAAAAUGUACUUGGAUAACUGACAUGGUGACAACCUUUAUUUACCUAUAGCUAGUUUUAAUUAUCCCCCGCCUUGAAAAGGCGAGGGGAUAUAGUAAUGGUAGGCGCGAUUCCGUGCGUGCGUCCGUCCGUCCGUCCGUCCCACAUUCAUUUCUUUGCAUCUCCUCUUAAAUUUCUCAUGCGAUUUCUACCAAACUUUCACAGAUUGAUGAUCAUAAAGUGAAGCAGCGCAUAUUGUCGGGCUUUCCCGAUUCGACCAUUUUUGAAAGAGUUAUUGCCUUUGCCUUAUUUUAAAAUUAAAAUUGGUUUCUUCGCAACUCCUCUUACGUUUUUCGUGCGAUUUCUACCAAACUUUCACAGAUUGAUGAUCAUAUUGUGGAACAGCGCAUAUUGUCGGGCUUUCCCGAUUUGACCAUUUUUGAAAGAGUUAUUGCCCUUUGCUUAUUUUACAUUUAAAAUUGGUUUCUUCGCAACUCCUCUUACGUUUUUCAUGCUAUUUCUACCAAACUUUUACAGAUUGAUGAUCAUAAAGUGAAGCAGCGCACAUUGUCGGGCUUUUGCGAUUUGACCAUUUUUGAAAGAGUUAUUGUCCUUUGCUUAUUUUACAUUUAAAAUUGGUUUCUUCGCAAAUCUUCUCACGUUUUUCAUGCAAUUUCUACCAAACUUUCACAGAUUGAUGACUAUAUAGUUACGCAGCCCAUAUUGUCAGGCUUUUGCAAUUUGACCUUUUUAAAAGAGUUAUUGCCCUUUGUUUAUUUUACAUUUAAAAUUGGUUUCUUCGCAAUGACGCAGCGCAUAUUGUCAGGCUUUUGCGAUUUGACCUUUUUUUGAAAGAGUUAUUGCCCUUUGUUUAUUUUACAUUUAAAAUUGUCUACGGGCUUUCAUGAAGGGUUACUUUUAGGAAGAGUUAUAGCCCUUUCUUACUUUUGCGCAUUUCUUAUGUUCCUGAGAAACUACCCUUACCAUUGAUUGGCUUUCGUUACAAAAAUGCCCCCAUGAGGCGGGGGAUAUAGCUGUCUGUGACCGCUCUUGUUUAUAUACCAACGCAUGCUUCAAGCACUCCUUUGUGCAUUUUGUUUGCAUAUUGACCGCAGAUUUCUCGACUGUGCCUUUAUUUUACUACAUGUGUUUUCUUAAAUCCCACUCACAGCAUAUUAGAAUAUACAUUCAUUUAUAAAUUAUGUAAAAGUACGACUUGUAAAAGCUGAAACGUCAUAAACAAAAUGCAAAUGUAAGAUGUUGUUUUACUAUAACUUUUUCGGUAAUUAAUAUUGCAGAGGUUAACAUAUCAGCAUAUGGCAAUGUUUGAGUGGUUAGCGCAUUAAACUCUGGCGAUGUUAAAGUGGUAAGCACACAAGACUCUGGCAAUGUUGGAGUGAUAAGCACAUCAGACUCUUGCAAGUUGGAGUGAUAAGAACAUCAGACUCUGGCAAUGUAUGAGAGGUUAGCACAUCAGACUCUUGCAAGUUGGAGUGGUUAGCACAUCAGACUCUGGCAAUGUAUGAGUGGUUAGCAUAUCAGACUCUGGCAAGUUGGAGUGGUUAGCACAUCAGACUCUUGGAUUGUAUGAGUGGUUAGCACAUCAGGCUCUGGCAUUGUAUGAGUGGUUAGCACAUCAAACUGUGGCAUUGUAUGAGUGGUUAGCACAUCAGACUCUUGCAAGUUGGAGUGGUUAACACAUCAGACUCUUGCAAGUUGGAGUGGUAGGCUCAUCAUACUCUGGGAAUGUAUGAGUGGUUAGCACAUUAGACUCUGGCAAUGUAUGAGUGGUUAGCACAUCAGACUCUGGCAAGUUGGAGUGGUAAGCACAUCAGACUCUAGCAAUGUAUGAGUGGUUAGCACAUCAGACUCUGAAAAGUUGGAGUGGUUAGAACAUCAGAAUCUGGCAAUGUUGGAGUGGUAAGCACAUCAGACUCUUGCAAAAUGGAGUGAUAAGCUCAUCAGACUCUGGUGAUAUAUGAGUGGUUAGCACAUUAGACUCUGGCAAUGUAUGAGUGGUUAGCACAUCAGACUCUGGCAAGUUGGAGUGGUUAGCACAUCAGACUCUGACAAUGCAUGAGUGGUUAGCACAUCAGAUUCUGGCAAGUUGGAGUGGUUAGCACAUCAGAAUCUGGCAAUGUUGGAAUGGUUAGCACAUCAGACUCUUGUAAGUUGGAGUGGUAAGCACAUCAGACUCUUGCAAGUUGGAGUGGUUAGCACACACGACUCUGGCAAUGUAUGAGUGUGUAGCACAUCAGACUCUUGCAAGUUGGGGUGGUUAGCACAUUAGACUCUGGCAAUGUAUAAGUGGUUAGCACAUCAUACUCAUGCAAGUUGGAGUGGUAAGCACAUCAGAAUCUGGCAAUGUUGAAGUGGUAAGCACAUCAGACUCAUGCAAGUUGGAGUGGUUAGCACACACGACUCUGGCAAUGUAUGAGUGUGUAGCACAUCAGACUCUUGCAAGUUGUGGUGGUUAGCACAUUAGACUCUGGCAAUGUAUGAGUGGGUAGCACAUCAGACUCUGGCAAUGUAUAAGUGGGUAGCACAUCAGACUCUUGCAAGUUGGAGUGGUAAGCACAUCAGACUCUUGCAAGUUGGAGUGGUUAGCACAUCAGACUCUGGCAAUGUAUAAGUGGUUAGCACAUCAGACUCUUGCAAGUUUGGUUGGUUAGCACAUCAGACUCUGACAAUGUAUGAGUGGGUAGCACAUCAGACUCUGGCAAUGUAUCAGUGGGUAGCACAUCAGACUAUUGCAAGUUGGAGUGGUAAGCACAUCAGACUCUUGCAAGUUGGAGUGGUUAGCACAUCAGACUCUGGCAAUGUAUAAGUGGUUAGCACAUCAGACUCUUGCAAGUUGGGGUGGUUAGCACAUCAGACUCUGGCAAUGUAUGAGUGGGUAGCACAUCAGACUCUGGCAAUGUAUGAGUGGUUAGCACAUCAGACUCUGGCAAGUUGGAGUGGUAAGCUUAUAAGACUCUGACAAUGUAUAAGUGGUUAGCAUACAAGACUCUGGCAAUGUAUGAGAGGUUAGCACAUCAGACUCUGGCAAUGUAUGAGUGGUUAGCACAUCAGAAUCUGGCAAUGAAUGAGUGGUUAGCACAUCAGUCUCUGGCAAUGUUGGAGUGGUUAGCACAUCAGACUCUGGCAAUGUAUGAGUGGUUAGCUCAUCAGUCUCUGGCAAUGUAUUAGUGGUUAUCAUACACGACUCUGGCAAUGUUUGAGAGGUUAGCAUAUCAGAAUCUGGCAAUGUAUGAGUGGUUAGCUCAUCAGACACUGGCAAUGUAUGAGAGGUGAGCAUAUCAGAAUCUGGCAAUGUAUGAGUGGUUAGCUCAUCAGACACUGGCAAUGUAUGAGAGGUGAGCAUAUCAGAAUCUGGCAAUGUAUGAGUGGUUAGCGAUUCAGACUCUGGCAAUGCUGGAGUGAUUAGCACAUCAGAAUCUGACAAGUUGGAGUUGUUAGCACAUCAGGAAUCUGACAAUGUAUGAGUGGUUAGCAUACAAGACUCUGGCAAUGUUGGAAUGGUUAGCACAUCCGACUCUGGCAAUGUAUGAGUGGUAUGCACAUCAGACUCUUGUAAGUUGGAGUGGUUAGCACAUCAGACUCUGACAAUGUAUGAGUGGGUAGCACUUUAGACUCUGGCAAUGUAUGAGUGGUUAGCACAUCAAACUGUGGCAAUGUAUGAGUGGUUAGCACAUCAGACUCUUGCAAGUUGGAGUGGUUAGCACAUCAGACUCUUGCAAGUUGGAGUGGUUAGCACAUCAGACUCUGGCAAGUUUGAGUGGUUAGCACAUCAAACUCUGGCAAUGUACGAGUGGGUAGCACAUCAGACUCUGGCAUUGUAUGAGUGGUUAGCACAUCAGACUCUUGCAAGUUGGAGUGGUUAACACAUCAGACUCUUGCAAGUUGGAGUGGUAGGCUCAUCAUACUCUGGGAAUGUAUGAGUGGUUAGCACAUUAGACUCUGGCAAUGUAUGAGUGGUUAGCACAUCAGACUCUGGCAAGUUGGAGUGGUUAGCACAUCAGACUCUAGCAAUGUAUGAGUGGUUAGCACAUCAGACUCUGAAAAGUUGGAGUGGUUAGAACAUCAGAAUCUGGCAAUGUUGGAGUGGUAAGCACAUCAGACUCUUGCAAAAUGGAGUGGUAAGCUCAUCAGACUCUGGUGAUGUAUGAGUGGUUAGCACAUUAGACUCUGGCAAUGUAUGAGUGGUUAGCACAUCAGACUCUGGCAAGCUGGAGUGGUUAGCACAUCAGACUCUGACAAUGUAUGAGUGGUUAGCACAUCAGAUUCUGGCAAGUUGGAGUGGUUAGCACAUCAGAAUCUGGCAAUGUUGGAAUGGUUAGCACAUCAGACUCUUGUAAGUUGAAGUGGUAAGCACAUCAGACUCUUGCAAGUUGGAGUGGUUAGCACACACGACUCUGGCAAUGUAUGAGUGUGUAUCACAUCAGACUCUGAAAAGUUGGAGUGGUUAGCACAUCAGACUCUGACAAUGUAUGAGUGGGUAGCUUUUUAGACUCUGGCAAUGUAUGAGUGGUUAGCACAUCAGACUCUGGCAAUGUAUGAGUGGUUAGCACAUCAGACUCUUGCAAGUUGGAGUGGUUAGCACAUCAGACUCUUGCAAGUUGGAGUGGUUAGCACAUCAGACUCUUGCAAGUUGGAGUGGUUAGCACAUCAGACUCUGGCAAGUUUGAGUGGUUAGCACAUCAAACUCUGGCAAUGUAUGAGUGGGUAGCACAUCAGACUCUGGCAUUGUUUGAGUGGUUAGCACAUCAGACUCUGGCAAUGUAUGAGUGGUUAGCACACAAGACUCUGGCAAUGUUGGAGUGGUAAGCACAUCAGACUUUUGCAUUGUUAGAGAGGAUAGCACAUCAGACCCUUGCAAUGUAGACUUGACCGAGAUAUUCUGCACAUACACACUAAGACCAUUAUACACGUUGACCAUUUUGGUGAUGAUUAGGCAAAGGCUUCUAAAGUGAUUGAUCGGACAAGACCUAUUUUAGGUAAUUAAUUUCUAUAAUCACUGGGCGAUAACUCUCAAAUAACUUAAGCAAUAUGGUAGGUUAUAGAACUUGUCCGAGAUAUUUUGCCUAUACACAUUCCGACUACAUUUUGUGAUGAUUAGACAAAGGAUU